This is a messenger RNA of Paramecium primaurelia, 5682 nucleotides long. NCBI's taxonomy places the organism in Eukaryota, Ciliophora, Oligohymenophorea, Peniculida, Parameciidae. The record is from the annotation of a GenBank genome assembly.
AUGCCACCGGGUUAAUUGUAAAUCAUUAUUUGAUAAAAUUUAGGCAAAAGAACAAACAAUAAUAAAGAUCUGUGCUGACACCUUAAAAAUUAGAAUUAUUAAACGAGAAUCGUAAGCUACUUAGCCACAUUUUCAAUAUGGGAAAUUCGCAUGCAUAGCACAAUCUGCAUAGAGCUAUGCUUAGGUAAUUAUUUUGUAUAAUAAUCUUGAUAGAAUGAGAGCAGCAAUGAUUGAGAAAAAAAUUGACGUCUCUAAGAUAUCCAAAAAAAUUAAAGGAAAAAUUGUUUCUUAACUAUUGAGAUAUGAAAGCCAUACAUCUCUUCAUGAAGCAUUUUUUAGGUAUAAUAAUUAAUUAUCAGUAAGAUGGAAAGUGCGAGCUGACCCUGAAAUCGUUAAGAAAGCAGUUGAUUAGAUUCUACUCAACUCUAGAUUAAACGAAUUCAAUGCUUUUCAUAAGUUGAAAAAUCUUAUAGGGUAUGAAUUAUAAGAUGUGUUUUAGUUUAAAAGAUCCUUAGAAAAAAAUGAAUGCCAAAAAAAGAAAAAAUAUGUGCUUAAUUAAUUUAGCACUUUUCCUUUAAAAGAAAGACUUUUAACUAAAAACUGCAGCUAUCUCUGCCUUAAAACCUAAAAAUUAAGAUUCAGAUAAAAUGUUAGGUUUGCUUUUAUGGAGUAUCAGUUCUAAACAUAGAGAAAGAUAUUUAAGAGAGAAAUUUAAUUGGUGGAGACUAUUUACAAAGGUAAAAUCUGAUAAAUUGUAAAAAUAAUUGAAAGCUUUAGAGAGAUUAGGAGAUGAGUAUAAUAUGAGAAAUGAUCGAUUAGAUAGAUAAAGACUUAAAGAGGUAUGAAUAUAAGAUUAUUGAUAGGCUUUUGAAAAAUGGAGAGGAGAUUUAAUGAAUUUUAGACUCAAAAAAAAGUUCUUUUCGGUAUUAUUAAAGACAACAUUUGGUCGAUUAUAAAGAUGUUAUACAAGAUGGGUUGAUCUGCCUGACAAAAGGGAAAAUGACAUGAAGAAAUAAGGAAUGUUAUUAAUAACUAAAUUAUCAAAUAAAGCUGACUAAAAUAAACGAAUAGUUUGGAAUUCUUUUAAGACCAUUGAUGAUGAUGCCAAAAAUAAGAAAACCAAAGUCAUCAGAGAAUUAAUUGAAGUUACUUUUAAUCAAUCCUAUACAGCUUUUUAUAAAUGGGCAAAUUAUAAUACGUAUGCCAAACUAACUGAAACCAACUUAAAAAAAAUUAAAGCCUUAUAAGCUAGUGCAAAUGUGACUUAAUAGUUAGUAAAGUUGGAAACAUUUAAACUAUUCGGAUUAAGUUAAAAAGCUGAAAUAUGUUCAUUUCUAAAUAAAUUAAUAUUAAAGAUACAAUAAAGACAAAAAAUGGAUGCUUUAAGAUAAAUAGAAAACGUGUCUAUGUAAAAAAAAAUGCAGGAGAAAUUAGAUAACAUAAAUAAAUAAGAAAUUAUUUCAAGAUUAGGAGAUACAGCCAAUAAAACAGAAAAAGGAUUGCUUAGAUAAGUAUUAAGAAAAUUUGCAUUAAUGAGAGAACAAUCAGAAAUUAAGAAUAAAUAUUUUGGUAGAAUUAUUUUAACAACAAGCGGAAUGGCUAUGGAUGCAUUUCGUAGAUGGAAAUAGUUACCUGACCCUUCUGAAUAACAAAUGCUACAAAAUGUUUCAAAAUUCUAACUUAGACUUCAAUUCCUUUUUAAAUAGAGAGUAAAAUAAUCUUUUGAUCCAUUAAAAGAAGUGUAUUAUUAAGGUACCUAAUGUAAAAGAUUGUGUGUUAAAUAAAUGUUGGUUAAAUAAUUAAGUGCCCCAUAAAGAUUUUUACGUUAAUGGUAAUCUAUGAACAAAAUUUAUAAAUCUGUUAUAGCUUGUUAAAAAACAAAUAACUUUUUUGAUUCUUUAUAAGAAGUUUUGAGAAAUAACAUUAGAGCAUUUUUAUAUACAAGAAAGGAUGCAGAGGUUAAAGAAAAGUGUUUAGUAAAGUUAAUGUCUUCAUUUACAAAUAAUUUGAUGAUAGCAUUUCUGAAAUGGAAAAAUUACAAUAAAUAAUAAAAGAUUUCAGAAAAAUUGGGAGAUGAAAAAAAAAGAUUUAUGUUAAUUAACCUUCAAAGAUUUAUUAAUAAUGAUAAUUUGAAUAGAUUAAGAAGGAUUUUAAGGCUCUUCUACAAUGAGUAACAAGUAAAUUAGUUGAUUAAGAAAAUACAUCUUCGAGUUCUUCAAACAUAAAUAGGAUAAGUUGAAUCAUCGUUUUAAAAAUGGAAGUCAUUACCUGGAGAUGACGCUUUGAAAAAUUAGGCUAAAGUAAGUAAAUUUGCUAUUUCUCUUGGUAAAAUUACUUAUAGAUUUAUUAAAUUAAACUCUUGGGAUUAACUAGAAAAUCAAUUAUUGGAUGGGUAGGCCAAAAAAAAAUUUUGCAUCAAUAAAAUAAUUGCUGUUACCCAAAGUGACUUAAAAAAAGCAUUUUUAUUGUGGCAUCGAAAAGCUUGGGAGAUGAAAAUGUUUGAUAAGUUUUCUUAACUUAAUGUUACUUUAAAUGAUUAGAUAGUCAAAUAAAAAUUGAUUGGAUGGAUAAAUGCAGGAUCGAAAGUUAAGUUUCAUGCAUUAACUGAAGUAUUAAGAAGAUUUAAUAAAAAUGCUAUUGAAUAAAAUCUCAAAAGAAAAGCUCUUUCAAUUAUAAAUAGAAAUACAAUAUCUUAAGUUUGGCUGUCAUUUAAUAGAUGGAAGUAAUUGCCAGAAGAUAAUAAUCAACUUUAAGUUAAAGCAAGUGUGUUUGAAAAAUCACUAAAUAAAUUUAUAAUUCAUAUUGCAAGAAAAUGCACAUGGAAUCCAUUAUAAGAAGCAUACGAUGAUGCUUUGGCUAUUAAGAAAAGAGCAGUUUUACUAAUGAUAAAAACUUAAGAAUCAGAAUAAUAAAGAACAUUGGAUUAAUGGAAUAAAAAUGUUUAAUUAAUUAAAGAAGUUGAGAAAUGUAAAUUUGUUAUCAAUCUUUUUGGAUUUUUAGGAUUGCAUAUUAAAAAUAAUAUUGCACCUUUGAAACCAGAUGAAGAAUCAUAAAAGAAAGAAAAAGCAUUGCUUAGACUUAUUGGUAACUUCGAUAGCAACUUAAGAUAUUUCUUUAUGAAAUGGUAUAAUGAUGGAAAAUUGUUGAAAUUGUAGGGAGCUAUGAAUGAAGAGAAGAAGAAAUUGUUAUUAGAAGCUAUUAAUAAUUUCUCAAAGAAUAACGACUUUGCAAAAUUGAGGGCAAUACUUGCUAAAUUCAAAAGAAAUUCAAGCGUCACUGCCGUUCAAGAUAGAUUCUUUGCUAAAUUGUUUGCAACAUAAUUUGGAGGUGCUAUUGUAGCUUUCUAAAAAUGGAAGAAUUUACCUGAACCAGUCAACACUGAAUAAUUAAAGAAUGCAAGAAAAUUUGAGAGAAAAUUAGACAUUCUUUUCCACACUCACUUAAAGGUGUCAUUUGACCCAUUAAAAGAAGAUUAUAUGGAUGCUUAAAAUAUAAAGAGAAUGUGUUUAAGAAAGAUUUUUGAAAAGGGUAUGAGUGCUCAUAAAAGAUUAUUCUUACUUUGGGCAUAAUAAAAUAGAUAAGCUAAAUAAAUUGAAUUGUGCAAAUUAACUACAAGUUUAUUUGUUGGUUUAGCUUAAAUUGUAACUGCAAAUGUUUAACCAAUCAUGUAAAAUCCUCGAGAAGCAUAAGCUAAAGAAAAAGCUCUUCAUUUGAUAUUCCAAGGUUAAGCUGAAAACUUAAGCAGAGCAUUCUUUUUGUGGAGAAAUAAAACUUAAUAAGAUAGAAUGCAUUAGAACUUUGAAGAUGCUUUAACAGUUGAAAAGAAAAAACAAUUGACAGAAUAAUUAGUAUAAUUUGAACAUGGCAAUAAAUUCGCUCUGUAUAGAGCAAUUUUAGCUAAAUUCUCGUUAGCUCAUAAGAAAGAGAGAUUGAUUCUUUAAAUUAAUGCAAGAAUUUUAAGAACUUAAAUAGGAGCAGUUUGGGAUACAUUUAACAAAUGGAAGAAUCUACCUGAGGCUAAUGCUGAAGAAUUAGUUAAAGCAAGCAAAUUUGAAGCAUAAUUAAAUAAAUUUGCUCUUCAUAUAUGGAGGAAGAGAACCUGGAACCCUCUUCAAGAAGUUUAUGAUGAUGCACAAGCUUUAAAGAAGAGAGCCAUAAUUUUAAUGAUCAAGACACAAGAAUCAGAAUAAUAAAGAGCAUUGGACUAAUGGAACAAGAAUGUUGGUUUAAUUAAGGAAGUAGAAAGAUGUAAAUGCGUCAUAGGAUUGUUUGGAUUUAUAGGUUUACAUAUUAAAAAUAAUAUUGCACCUUUGAAACCAGAUGAAGAAUCACAAAAGAAAGAAAAAGCAUUGCUUAGACUUAUUGGUAACUUCGAUAGCAACUUAAGAUAUUUCUUUAUGAAAUGGUAUAAUGAUGGAAAAUUGUUGAAAUUGUAGGGAGCUAUGAAUGAAGAGAAGAAGAAAUUGUUAUUAGAAGCUAUUAAUAAUUUCUCAAAGAAUAACGACUUUGCAAAAUUGAGGGCAAUACUUGCUAAAUUCAAAAGAAAUUCAAGCGUCACUGCCGUUCAAGAUAGAUUCUUUGCUAAAUUGUUUGCAACAUAAUUUGGAGGUGCUAUUGUAGCUUUCUAAAAAUGGAAGAAUUUACCUGAACCAGUCAACACUGAAUAAUUAAAGAAUGCAAGAAAAUUUGAGAGAAAAUUAGACAUUCUUUUCCACACUCACUUAAAGGUGUCAUUUGACCCAUUAAAAGAAGAUUAUAUGGAUGCUUAAAAUAUAAAGAGAAUGUGUUUAAGAAAGAUUUUUGAAAAGGGUAUGAGUGCUCAUAAAAGAUUAUUCUUACUUUGGGCAUAAUAAAAUAGAUAAGCUAAAUAAAUUGAAUUGUGCAAAUUAACUACAAGUUUAUUUGUUGGUUUAGCUUAAAUUGUAACUGCAAAUGUUUAACCAAUCAUGUAAAAUCCUCGAGAAGCAUAAGCUAAAGAAAAAGCUCUUCAUUUGAUAUUCCAAGGUUAAGCUGAAAACUUAAGCAGAGCAUUCUUUUUGUGGAGAAAUAAAACUUAAUAAGAUAGAAUGCAUUAGAACUUUGAAGAUGCUUUAACAGUUGAAAAGAAAAAACAAUUGACAGAAUAAUUAGUAUAAUUUGAACAUGGCAAUAAAUUCGCUCUGUAUAGAGCAAUUUUAGCUAAAUUCUCGUUAGCUCAUAAGAAAGAGAGAUUGAUUCUUUAAAUUAAUGCAAGAAUUUUAAGAACUUAAAUAGGAGCAGUUUGGGAUACAUUUAACAAAUGGAAGAAUCUACCUGAGGCUAAUGCUGAAGAAUUAGUUAAAGCAAGCAAAUUUGAAGCAUAAUUAAAUAAAUUUGCUCUUCAUAUAUGGAGGAAGAGAACCUGGAACCCUCUUCAAGAAGUUUAUGAUGAUGCACAAGCUUUAAAGAAGAGAGCCAUAAUUUUAAUGAUCAAGACACAAGAAUCAGAAUAAUAAAGAGCAUUGGACUAAUGGAACAAGAAUGUUGGUUUAAUUAAGGAAGUAGAAAGAUGUAAAUGCGUCAUAGGAUUGUUUGGAUUUAUAGGUUUACAUAUUAAAAAUAAUAUUGCACCUUUGAAACCAGAUGAAGAAUCAUAAAAGAAAGAAAAAGCAUUGCUUAGACUUAUUGGUAACUUCGAUAGCAACUUAAGAUAUUUCUUUAUGA